Messenger RNA from Suillus paluster, 2544 nucleotides. Its product is annotated as nuclear pore complex assembly-domain-containing protein. NCBI's taxonomy places the organism in Eukaryota, Fungi, Basidiomycota, Agaricomycetes, Boletales, Suillaceae. The record is from RefSeq and is a predicted model, not a curated record. The coding region runs from base 63 to 2300 and encodes 745 amino acids. The transcript has 4 exons.
UGUUGAAGAUGUCGGAAACCACAAGGUUUGAGGCAGCUUAGGCGUGUUCAUUACAAAGUGGCAUGGACAUCGAAGAUAGAAAUGUGGUCUCGAGCUGGCUCCCGCUUUUCGGAACGGCACACGAAUUUCCUUGGACAACCACCAGGUCUGCAGAGAUAGAAUCCCGACGCGCGCAGAUGGCCGACAUCCUCAUUUUUGACGUUCUGCUCAUACGUGGCGGUAUUCGUCAACCAGACAUGUUGUAUCCGCCCACAGACCUACAUUCACUCCACAGGCUGUUGGAUGUCAUCAAUGGCUCGAGUUAUGACAGCUUGAAGAAGGACUGCUUGGUUUACAUCCUCUUGAAGUGGUUUCAAGACGGACGAGAGGCUACUUUCGCGGAGGAGAGGUGUAUUCCACCACAGUUUGUGUCCCUUGCAGAUGCAUAUUGGCAUCUGGACACUGGCAUCCAUGUCGAGAAAGCAGUGUCAAUACUAUCAGAUGCUCGACUUAAUAGGGACUAUGCAUCCAAAAUUAUGCAAGCGCUCUCAUUAUCCGAGAACCCGUCCCCACUCAUCGUGAAAUAUGUCCGCACCGCCAAGCCCCCGCUCGUGGAACCUGACGACAUUGAUAUGUAUGCGCUCGCACUUGCUAACUCGAGUCUUUGGGAUGCAUGGCAAUUCCAACGCACUUUUCCUGAUUCCUCUGACACACGUUCACGGCUACUCCAUAAGCUCUUAGAGUGGUGUCUUUCGCCCAAACCACGCCCUGGACCGUUGGCACAACUCGUGGCAUUCCCUCUAUCCUCUAUGGAACAGUCUCUACUCCAUGCAUAUGCUCUCAAACCCCCGCAUGACCUUCCAUCAGCUUCUAUUGCCAUAGCACAAGACCUUGUCUGUGUCCGACUCGUCCAAAGUGGAGACUUUGCUGCAGCCAUCAAACUAGACCGUCAGUUCUCUGUGGCAGGGUCUGCGGGUACAGAGGUUGUCAAAGCUGCACGAGAGAGGAAGAAGAUGAUGGAUGAUAUCUUGGCGAAUAUGACAUAUGUAGAAAGGACGUCGCUGGAGAACGAGCUUGGCCAGCCGAGUACGCUGGUUCCUGCCCCGAUGCCCCAGUUAGCGAAACCUGCGCCUCCGAAGCCCAGAGCACCUCUAGGCGAUCUCAGCAUGUCAUGGGAGGAGAUUCCAUCUACGAGUUCUCUGAAUGGGGCUUCCCCUCGUAGAACGGACAGUCUGACUCCCCGACUUCCCGAAAAGCAUGCCAGUCUUUCUGGUUCUGGCCGUCUUGAGCCAAAAUCAUCACUUGUUGGCUCUGUUCCAGGCAGUCUCUUCUCCUCCUCAUCGUCCCAAAAGCCUCCCGCUGCAUCGCCCUUCGCUCAGCUUCCACCCCGCAAACCCGUUUCUGCGCCGCCUGUCCCCCUCGUGGGCCCAUCCGGAAUCACGUUCGCGCACAGCACCGCCUUAUCGAAGGCUAUGCAUGCAUCGAGCGCUCCAACUACGUCACUCUUUGAGAAGACUGGUAGUGCCAAACAGGCACCAAAUGCGUUCUACAAACCACCUCCAGCACCGAAUGGAACGAGUCGUGCACUUCAUACGGAAGAAGUGGCCACACGGCCUCAUACUCGCGAGGAAGAUGAUAUCAGCAUGGAAUCUGAUGACGACAAUGCCUUCAUCACCCAUGAAGACGGCGACGUCACUACCAUGCCGGGCGAUGUGGAUGAUGCGCCUGAGCUUGCCUUCUCCGUGUUCGGCAACAAGAGCGCAGCCUCACCUGAGCACCGCACCCGUGCGCCCGCGUCUAAGCAGGCAGAAACCAAGAAACGUGCGCCUCCAGGCGCAUUUUAUGAUGAAGACGAGGACGAAAGCGAUGUUGGUUCCCCUCGCAGAAACGCCUUUCCGCAACAACGCGGCGCCCGUCGGUCUCAGCCCCGUGCGCAUUCACCCAGCUCUCGAAGCAAAACCGUCAGUUCCCGUAAAGAUAAUAUCAAGGGCCCUGCUCCCACACAGAGCAUACCUGGCUCCUUACUUGACGAGGAGGAAGAGCAGGAUGAAGAUGAUGUUGCUCCCUUGCCGCCCUCUCUCACUCGUAAAACCCGAACAGGCGCCUCAACUAAAGCUAAACCUGCAAAGGACGAAAAGACGCCUGCACGCCGGUCGUCCAGGUUGUCGACGACUUCGUCAGUAGCUUCCAUGUCACCAGAACCGUUAUCGCCUCCUGUGAGGACGACCAAAACUAGGAAAAGCAUGCGAACUUCGACGGCGAGUGCUGGUGCGGCCUCUGCGACACGGAGUAGCUCAAGAAGAAAAGCCGUUAAAAGUUGAGAUUGUAGUCGUGUUGAGUGCAGUCGACUUCCAUAGUUUUCAGUAUUUCCAUACCCUUGCUAUCUGUGGUCAUACUCGUUGUGUGUUGUGGCUAACUAAUGUUGGUGCUGACGAAGGUAUCAUUUCCCUGCGCGUUCAUGUUUACCAUUUGGUUUUAUUCUAGCACGAGAAAUUUAGUCUUCCCUGGACCAACAGAAGGAAGAUAUCAGGCACCCGACUUUUCGACAUGGAUGGUGAAGCAAUG